Messenger RNA from Trichechus manatus latirostris (Florida manatee), 3828 nucleotides. It is a transcript of the gene PALLD, whose product is annotated as palladin, cytoskeletal associated protein. The transcript is spliced from 20 exons. Gene Ontology annotation, biological process: homophilic cell-cell adhesion; actin cytoskeleton organization; cell migration. NCBI's taxonomy places the organism in Eukaryota, Metazoa, Chordata, Mammalia, Sirenia, Trichechidae. The record is from RefSeq and is a predicted model, not a curated record. The coding region runs from base 213 to 3734 and encodes 1173 amino acids. Gene Ontology annotation, cellular component: plasma membrane.
GAGAAAAAUGAUAAUAAGAAGUAUACUUGUUCACUUUAAUGCUUCUCUUCACUUAGAGGAGAUUGUGAUAAAAAAAUUUUUAAAAAAACUCCUUUACCACUAACAGCAGUUCCAUCUAUGCUGUCUUUCAGAACACGAGAAGAAAGCUGAUUUUCAGUGCCUCUGGCCUUCCUGUCGAAAGCAGACAAAGAGUGUAUGAAGACUGCUCAGAUAUGUCAGAGACUUCCUCCCAUGAUUCUUUCUACGAUUCCCUGUCAGACGUGCAGGAAGAAGGCAAGAAUGCUGACUUCUUCCCCGAGCUAUCUGCUUUUCUCAGCCAGGAAGAGAUAAACAAGAGUCUUGACCUGGCCCGGAGAGCUAUAGCCAACUCUCAAACGGAAGAUUUUGACUCGGAAAAGGAGGUCUCACAGAUUUUCAACACCUCUCCUGUCAGCCUCUGUGAAAAUCCUUCCCAUCAGGAGGCCAAGCUGGGUGAGCAGACCUCCUCAGGAAGACCCCAGGAGACCAGGCCAACACCUGCCCAGCCUCUGGCAGAAGAACAAACUCAGAGUAUCUCUUCACCUGUUUCAAAGAGGAAACCUGCCUCAUCACCCCUGCUUGCCAGGCCCAGCUACAUCCGGAGCCUCCGAAAGGCUGAAAAACGGGGUGGAAAAACUCCAAACACCACCGUAAAGCCCAAACCAAGGUAUCAAGGUAAGACUGGCCCGCAGAGCCAGCUGUGUGACAAGGCAGCUAAUUUCAUUGAAGAGCUGACGUCCAUAUUUAGAGAAGCUGCAAAGCCGAGAAACAGAAGCCCAAAUGGGGAGUCCUCAUCACCAGACAGUGGGUACCUGUCUCCUAAAACCCAGCCGUCGGCCCUGAUGAGUGCCUCAGCCAGCCAUAGCCCCACAGAAGACCAACAGGAGUCAGAAACAGAGGUGAAGGUGCCCGAGGCCAGGCACUGCUACCAGGCCCACCAGGACCGGGCCGUGCCACGCAGUAGCGUCUCUCACCCACCACCCCAGAGUGCACUCCACUGCCCGUCCGCGCCUCGAUUCAUCCAAAAGCUGAGGAGCCAGGAAGUGGCAGAAGGAAGCAGAGUUUAUUUGGAGUGCAGAGUCACUGGAAACCCAACUCCUCGAGUCAGAUGGUUCUCUGAGGGCAGAGAACUGCACAACACGCCUGAUAUUCAGAUCCGCUGUGAGGGUGGCGACCUGCAUACCUUGAUCAUAGCAGAGUCCUUCGAAGACGACACAGGCCGCUAUACCUGUCUGGCUACAAACCCCAGCGGCUCAGACACAACAUCUGCCGAGGUGUUCAUUGAAGGUGCCAGUUCAUCAGAUUCUGACAGCGAAAGUUUAGCUUUCAAAUCAAAACCUGGAGCUAUGCCACAAGCUCAAAAGAAAACAACUUCCGUUUCCCUAACAAUAGGAUCAUCAUCUCCAAAGACAGGAGUGACCACAGCUGUGAUUCAGCCCUUAUCUGUUCCUGUUCAGCAGGUUCACAGCCCAACUUCACAUCUUUGCCGACCUGAUGGAAUGACUUCUGCCUCCUUCCCUCCUAUUUUUACAAAGGAACUGCAAAACAUAACAGCAUCAGAAGGGCAGGUGGUGGUUCUGGAAUGCCGGGUCCGAGGAGCACCUCCUUUGCAGGUCAAGUGGUUCCGGCAAGGAAGUGAAAUUCAAGACUCUCCAGAUUUCCGGAUUCUACAGAAAAAACCGAGAUCUACAGCUGAACCUGAGGAGAUCUGUACCCUCGUUAUUGCUGAGACUUUCCCUGAAGAUGCAGGGAUCUUUACAUGCUCUGCAAGGAAUGAUUAUGGCUCAGUAACCAGCACUGCCCAGUUGGUUGUCACCUCAGCCAACACUGAGAACUGUAGCUAUGACUCAAUGGGAGAAUCCAACAAUGAUCACUUCCAGCACUUUCCACCUCCCCCUCCAAUCUUGGAGACGAGUUCCUUUGAGUUGGCUUCAAAGAAACCAUCUGAGAUCCAACAGGUGAAAAGCCCUGAGUUAGGACUUCAAAUGCAGUUCAACUCUGCGGAGAGGGAAACUAACGGAGUCCAUCUCAGCCAUGGAGUAAAUGGACUGAUUAACGGCAAAGCUAGCGGUAAUAAAUCUCUUCCAACACCAGCUGUCCUGCUGUCACCCACUAAGGAGCCACCACCUCUGCUUGCCAAACCAAAACUGGGAUUUCCAAAGAAAGCUGGUAGAACUGCUAGAAUAGCCUCUGAUGAGGAGAUCCAGGGCUCGAAGGAUGCUGUCAUUCAAGACCUGGAACGAAAACUUCGCUUCAAGGAGGACCUCCUGAACAACGGGCAGCCGAGGUUGACAUAUGAAGAAAGAAUGGCUCGUCGACUCCUAGGUGCUAACAGUGCAAAUGUCUUUAAUAUUCAGGAGCCAGAAGAGGAAACAGCAAAUCAGGAAAUUGGGUCUCCUCAUGCUUCUGUAGGGAGUCCUCUGGAUGGUCAAAAGGAAUACAAAGUCUCCAGCUGUGAACAGAGACUCAUCAGUGAAAUAGAGUACAGGCUAGAAAGGUCUCCUGUGGACGAAUCGGGCGAUGAUGUUCCGUAUGGGGAUGCGCCUGUGGAAAAUGGAAUGGCACCGUUCUUUGAGACGAAGCUGAAACACUACAAGAUCUUUGAGGGAAUGCCUGUAACUUUCACAUGCAGAGUGGCUGGCAAUCCAAAGCCCAAGAUCUAUUGGUUUAAAGACGGGAAGCAGAUCUCCCCAAAGAGCGAUCACUACACCAUUCAGAGAGAUCUCGACGGGACCUGCUCGCUGCACACCACAGCCUCCACCUUGGAUGAUGAUGGGAACUACACCAUCAUGGCUGCAAACCCCCAGGGCCGCAUCAGUUGUACUGGACGGCUGAUGGUCCAGGCUGUCAACCAGAGAGGUCGCAGCCCCCGUUCCCCCUCAGGCCCUCCUCACGUCAGAAGACCUCGUUCCAGUUCAAGAGAUAGUGGAGAUGAGAAUGAACCCAUCCAGGAGCGAUUCUUCAGACCUCACUUCCUUCAGGCUCCUGGGGAUCUGACUGUUCAAGAAGGAAAACUCUGCAGAAUGGAUUGCAAAGUCAGUGGGUUACCAACUCCAGAUCUAAGCUGGCAGCUCGAUGGAAAGCCCAUACGCCCUGACAGUGCCCACAAGAUGCUGGUGCGUGAGAACGGGGUGCACUCUCUGAUCAUCGAGCCAGUCACGUCGCGAGAUGCCGGCAUCUACACGUGUAUCGCCACCAACCGAGCAGGCCAGAACUCGUUCAGCCUGGAGCUUGUGGUUGCUGCUAAAGAAGCACACAAACCCCCGGUGUUUAUCGAGAAGCUGCAGAACACGGGCGUCGCUGACGGGUACCCGGUGCGGCUGGAAUGCCGUGUGUUGGGAGUGCCGCCACCUCAGAUAUUUUGGAAGAAGGAAAACGAGUCACUCACUCACAGCACUGACCGAGUGAGCAUGCAUCAGGAUCACCACGGCUACAUCUGCCUCCUCAUCCAGGGAGCCACGAAAGAAGACGCCGGGUGGUAUACCGUGUCAGCCAAGAACGAAGCGGGGAUUGUGUCCUGUACUGCCAGGCUGGACGUCUACACCCAGUGGCAUCAGCAGCCACAGAGCACCAAGCCGAAAAAGGUCCGGCCCUCUGCCAGUCGCUAUGCAGCACUUUCGGACCAGGGACUCGACAUCAAAGCAGCGUUCCAGCCCGAAGCCAGCCCAUCUCACCUGACACUGAACAGCGGCUUGGUGGAAAGCGAGGACCUGUAAUCCAGCGCUCCGGUCACAGCUGAGACACUGAAACAGCCUUUGCCUUGACCACACUGUGUAAAAAGGCAGAAACAUACCUUUGACGAUAAGAAAU